AUGCUUUCCAAUUUGACUGCCCUUGUGGUAGCCAUUGGCGCAGUAAUCGCCUUCUGGACCAUCUCCUCGACCUCCAACUCACCUUUUACCGGUUCUUUCCCUCGACUCGUCAACAAACGCAUCUGUCUACUCAUCGCCCACCCGGAUGACGAGGCCAUGUUCUUUGCACCGACGGUGCUUGCGCUCACCCGACCGGAGCUAGGAAACCACCUGAAGAUCCUCUGUUUCAGUACCGGCGAUGCAGACGGCCUCGGCGAAACCCGCAAAAAAGAACUCCAAAAAAGCGCCCUACAACUCGGCGUUCGCGACGAAGCUGACGUCUUCGUCGUCGACGACCCAGCCCGCUUCCCAGACGGCAUGAAAGAGUACUGGAAAGAAGAAGAAAUCACCUCCCUCCUCGCCUCUGCCUUCGCACCCGACCUCGCCGCAAGCCUGAAAGGCAAGAAAGCCGACCCCAAAAAAGCCCCUACAGCCACCAUCGACGUCAUCCUCACCUUCGACAAGCACGGCGUCAGCAACCACCCCAACCACCGCUCCCUAUACCACGGUGCCGUGCAUUUCCUGCGCACGCUGAUGAAAGAUAAAGCCGGGUUCGCGAGCCCCGUUACCCUGUAUACACUGACUUCGCUUCCGAUUUGGCGCAAGUAUGUGGGUGUUCUUGAUGCGCCGCUUUCCAUGCUGCAGGGUGCUUGGGGUAAUGUUUGGACUGGGUUGACUGGGACGAAAAAGAAGAAGGCCGACGAUGGUCCGGUGCGCUUGCUUUUCGUGAGUUCGAUUGGGGAGUGGAUAACUGCUCAGUCGGCUAUGGUGAAAGGCCAUCAGAGUCAAAUGGUUUGGUUCCGUUGGGGGUGGAUUACUAUCGGUCGGUAUAUGACUGUUAAUGACCUGAAGCGGGAGAAGGUCUAG
This is a messenger RNA of Penicillium cinerascens, 906 nucleotides long. RefSeq names its product PIG-L family deacetylase. Gene Ontology annotation, biological process: GPI anchor biosynthetic process. Bases 1 to 906 code for a protein of 301 amino acids. Gene Ontology annotation, cellular component: endoplasmic reticulum. Lineage: Eukaryota; Fungi; Ascomycota; Eurotiomycetes; Eurotiales; Aspergillaceae. The record is from RefSeq and is a predicted model, not a curated record. Gene Ontology annotation, molecular function: N-acetylglucosaminylphosphatidylinositol deacetylase activity. The transcript has 2 exons.